Molecule: messenger RNA, 2109 nt
Organism: Branchiostoma floridae (Florida lancelet)
Lineage: Eukaryota; Metazoa; Chordata; Leptocardii; Amphioxiformes; Branchiostomatidae
Product: retinol dehydrogenase 13-like
Exons: 7
Coding region: 89-1105 (338 amino acids)
Source: RefSeq, a predicted model, not a curated record
CAAGCAAACUGUCGGUCCUGUCGACACUGUUUUUCCACUGUCCAGUUCAGGUGUUCACCUGUCUGCGUUCACAUUGGAUCCUUCUAGUAUGACGCGUCUUUCCAGAAUUGCUGCGGUCGUAGUUUUGGCGGCAGCUGUGCUGUAUGUACCACUACGCAGGUGGGCAGCUGGAGGGGUGUGUGAGAGUGAGGGUAGGAUGGACGGCAAGACGGUCAUCAUCACGGGAGCGAACACGGGCAUCGGCAAGGCUACAGCCAGGGACAUGGCAGAGAGAGGUGCCCGCGUCAUUCUCGCCUGCAGGAGUCUGGAGAAAGCCGAGGAGGCUGCUAAAGAAAUCCGCAGUCAGACGGGAAACAAGAAUGUCGUCGUGCACAAACUUGACCUGGCAUCCCUGACGUCAGUGAGACAGUUCGUAAAAGUGAUCAAUGAUGCCAAGCCAAGAUUGGAUGUCCUGAUUAACAAUGCAGGUGUGAUGGCCUGCCCCAGAUGGGAGACAGAGGACGGGUUUGAGAUGCAGUUUGGAGUGAACCACCUGGGCCACUUCCUCCUCACCAACCUCCUCCUGGACCUGCUGAAGAAGUCUGCUCCCAGCAGGGUGGUCACGGUGUCCUCCUUAGGACAUACUUUUACCAGUGGCAUCGACUUUGACGACAUCAACUAUGAAAAGGACUAUAGUUCAAGGGAAUCCUACCGCAGAAGCAAGCUGGCUAAUGUACUGUUCUCCAGGGAACUUGCCAGGAGGCUAGAAGGUAAACUAGAGUUCCACGACCUCACCACUUCACUUCACUUCCUACAUAUGUUCUGGGGUCACAUCACCACGGAACUGAACCGACAUCGAGAGGACUUCAUACGUGGAGUAGUUGGCGAACAACUUUCCAAGGUGGCCGUUAAGAUCAUGGAAGGAUUUGUUGGUAUGAUUGGAAAGAGCUGGGAGGAGGGAGCCCAGACCACUAUCUGUUGUGCAGUAGCUGAGGAAUGGCAGAACACAACUGGUCUGUACUUCAGUGAUUGCGUGCCCAAGGAGACAUCAGCAGCAGGCAUGGAUGACGAGGCAGCUGCCAGACUCUGGGACAUCAGUGAGAGGAUGGUCGGACUCAAGUCAUGAUGUCAUAUACAGAUCAUGUCAUAGGAUGCAAAAUUUAAACCCUGCUUCUAGAUAUUUUGAUAGACAUUUAAAGAGUCCUAAACUCCAGAAGAGAAUGUUAUUUUCUAAUAGAUUAUGUACCAGUGAAUACACAAUCAGCCAACUUUUUUUUGUUGCUGAAUUUCACUUGUGGUGAGACACGCAACGUGUGUUUGUACAACAAUGUGACACUCACUAAACCCAUGCAGACCCUACCCAUGUAUUUUCUAUGCGUACAGACACUUCCUUCAUCAUGCAUAUUUUCGGCAUAAAUCGGGCGAUAUUCACACCAAGAAGGCCAAUUGUUUGCAAAAUAUGUACGCAUAGCAAGACUUGUACGCUAACUUUUGCCAGGCCUUAUCAGACACAUUGUAUUCAGCUAUAGGCUGGCAUUACAAAUUUAAUUCAAGAGUAAUUGGGGGGUUAGUAGAAUACUAAAUGCAUUUCGAUUCACUUGGCACUAGUGGGUACUUUAUCACAUGAUGUGAAAUAGCAUGUAUUUUAGUUCUUAAAAUUACUAUCGAUUGGAAAAUAACACUCUUUCCUGAAGUUUAGGACUCAAAUUAUGAUUUAAAAUCUCAAAUGAUGUGACUACAGUGUAUGUUACAGAGCUAUGCAAUUCUGCUUAUUUGUGUGUGCAAUACAAGUUCCAGUCAUGCUAGGGUGAAUUUUACCUUUGAGAGUUGAGACUGUGUAAAGUACACUUGUACUAAAUUUAGUACUAUAUAGAAUGUGUGUCUGUUUGUGUGCUUGUACAUACUUGUGUGGUAACUAUUAAGUUAUACAACAAGUGAAUUUUCAAUGUAGUUUGUUGCCUUCUGAAAUAUUCUAAGACUUUUAUUAUGAUAUGGGUACUUCAAUUAGGCAGCUCGAACAUGUUACGGCUGUGUGCAAUGUGGUACAGGUGGAAGCAUUCAGGUUCCAAUCAUCAGUGCUCCUUCACUAUUUUCCUUGCAUGAUAUGAUAAAACUGUUCUACCCACCCAA